Messenger RNA from Manihot esculenta (cassava), 606 nucleotides. Its product is annotated as lactoylglutathione lyase. The record is from RefSeq and is a predicted model, not a curated record. Bases 1 to 606 code for a protein of 201 amino acids. The transcript is spliced from 2 exons. Lineage: Eukaryota; Viridiplantae; Streptophyta; Magnoliopsida; Malpighiales; Euphorbiaceae.
AUGGAAAACAAAGAAGAGAAGAGGAAGGAUAGAAGCAAUGAGAAGGAGGAAGAAGGGAAAGAAGAAAGCCGUCGCCGCCGCCACGACCACCGCCAGCAGGAGGAGCCUCCUCUAAUGGCAUUGAACCAUGUGUCAAGGCUUUGCAGGAACGUGAAAGAGUCUAUUGAUUUCUACACAAAGGUUCUUGGCAUGGUGCUUAUCGAGAGGCCACAAGCUUUUGAUUUUGAAGGAGCUUGGUUGUUCAAUUAUGGCGUUGGGAUUCACCUGGUUCAAGCCAAAGAUGAAGACAGAUUGCCUGAUGCUCACCAUGACUUAGACCCCAUGGACAACCACAUCUCUUUCCAGUGUGAAGACAUGGAAGAAAUGGAGAAAAGAUUGAAGGAGAUGAAAGUGAAGUACAUGAAGAGAACAGUAGAAGAUGAAAGUGGAACAAAAAUAGAUCAACUAUUUUUCAAUGACCCAGAUGGGUUCAUGAUCGAGAUUUGCAACUGCGAGAAUCUUAAGCUUGUUCGUGCUUCUUCUCUCGGCACAAUAAAGCUUCCCAUUGACAAGCAUAAUCCUCCCGUUGAUGUUGAUGAUUACGCGCAGCCAAAGACUUCUACUUGA